AUGUCCUCAUCCAGGAUCCUUCUGGGGAGCUAUGUGCUGGACGUGUUCAGCCACCGUCUCCACAAGUGCUCAGUGGAUCUCCAAUGGAUCAGUCUCAGCUCCCAAACACAGGCCCACGCAGUUACCUCCGUCAAAAAAGAGGUGUGGACAAGCAUUAUUAUGCAGAGCUUUUGGAGCGUUGGUGGACAGAUAGCUCUGUCCCUGCACAACGAUGCAUUUAUGGAUCAUCAACGUGAUUGA
Knipowitschia caucasica is the source of this 240-nucleotide messenger RNA. The record is from the annotation of a GenBank genome assembly. Lineage: Eukaryota; Metazoa; Chordata; Actinopteri; Gobiiformes; Gobiidae.